AUGGAUAAAUGUGCACGGAUAUCGCGACACCCGGAUGUAGCAGUGAACACAAAAGACAAAGAAACUAUGUAUUGGUCUUGGAAACGAUAUGGUUAUUGGUUAUGGUCAGCGAGCAUGAUGAAGACCUAUUUCUCAGACUAUGUUAAUUAUUUUAGUAACACGGCUGCAUUGUUAAAUAACGCUAAACGAAAAGACGGCAAGACAAAGCUCAUCACUGGGGACGGAACUCCGAUGGAUAUGUGGGAUUUUCGGGGAUGGAAAAUGAUACCACAGAACAGGGGACUCUCAGAACCCCGAUAUCUGACCCCACAUCUCAUUAAACACAUAAAUCCAGACGUUAAACUUAUAGUUAUACUCAGAAAUCCAGUAGAUAGACUGUAUUCGGACUACUAUUUUAUUGACAAUGGAGAGCGAAACAAGAAUCAAACUACUUUUCAUUUCGCUGUGUUGAAGGCAAUUAAUGUUCUUGAGAGGUGUAGCAUACGAAGAAUUUUGAGGAGUUGUCUGUUUGAUUUUCAUAUAAAUGCAGAUUUAAACAAAAAUCAACAAAGGUUAGUUCUAAACUUCAUAAAGAUUGCCAGGUCCAGCAAAUGGUCUACCAAGACACUAUUUUUACUCCUUACAAAAGAAGAAGGUACCACGAGAAUACAUUUAGGAUUUUAUGCUAUUUAUUUACGAGAAUGGCUCUCAGUAUUUCCACGUGAACAAAUGUUAAUUCUACGUACAGAAGAUUACUCAUCUAAUGUGUCCUCUGUUGUGAAACAAGUAUUUAAAUUUCUUGAAUUACGUGUUUUGACAGAUGAUGAACUAGAAAAACUAAAUAUUACGAUAUCAGAAAGAGUGUAUGUUACAAAAGACAAGAUUGGAAAACCGCCCAUGAAUCCCAAAACAAGACAAAUAUUAGAAAAUAUUCAUAGUUCUGAUAUACAAGACUUAUACAAGUUAUUGAAUGAUGAAAGAUUUCUGUGGCAUUCACAAAACAGUGUUAUUGAAAAUAAUACGGAAAAUGUGACACAAUCUUAUAAAAUACAUUAUGAAAAUAAAAUAUGA
Messenger RNA from Saccostrea echinata, 1050 nucleotides. RefSeq names its product carbohydrate sulfotransferase 15-like. Gene Ontology annotation, molecular function: N-acetylgalactosamine 4-sulfate 6-O-sulfotransferase activity. NCBI's taxonomy places the organism in Eukaryota, Metazoa, Mollusca, Bivalvia, Ostreida, Ostreidae. The transcript has 7 exons. The coding region runs from base 1 to 1050 and encodes 349 amino acids. Gene Ontology annotation, biological process: hexose biosynthetic process. The record is from RefSeq and is a predicted model, not a curated record.